Molecule: messenger RNA, 952 nt
Organism: Ceraceosorus bombacis
Lineage: Eukaryota; Fungi; Basidiomycota; Exobasidiomycetes; Ceraceosorales; Ceraceosoraceae
Source: the annotation of a GenBank genome assembly
AUGGCUACCGAGCAAAGUGAGUGUCGUGCACAGCCGCAUCGCAGCAACGCUGCCAAGCCGAAGCUCACGCCAUCUUCCUCCAAUCUAUCCUGCCCUCGUCGCAGCAUACAUCAUGGUCAAGCCAGACGGCGUUCAGCGCGGUCUGGUCGGCGAAAUCAUUGGCCGUUUCGAGAAGAGGGGCUACAAGCUCGUUGCUGCCAAGCUUGUCCACGCCUCCGUCGAGCACCUCGAGAAGCACUACGCCGAUCUCAAGGGAAAGCCCUUCUUCCCCGGACUUGUCAAGUGAGUUGUGUCCCUUCAAAUGAGUGCAUUGCCUUCGAGCGACCACGAUUGGCCAGUCGUACGCGUUUAGCUUUGACUCUUGAAUCAAGUCUGGGACAAUGGGCGGGGCUGCAAGAAGAUGAGCACGUUGCUACUCGUGUCUAACCACCUUUCUCCUCUCUUACAGGUACAUGGCUAGCGGCCCAGUCAUGGCCCUCGUCUUCCAAGGCAAGGAUGUUGUCAAGCAAGGCCGUGUCCUGCUCGGCGCCACCAACCCUCUCGCCUCCGCUCCCGGCACCAUCCGCGGCGACUUGUGAGUCGUCUGUUUCUGCUGUCUUUCGCACUGAAUCCGCUCAUCUCAGUCUCGCGUGGCUUACAACUUGACUCUGCGCACACUUCAGCGGCAUCGACGUCGGACGCAACAUUUGGUGAGCAUCGAAGAUGCACGAGCAUCCAUGCUCAGCGAUCGAACUAAUUUCGAUCCUUUGUUUUCCUUCACUUGAAGCCACGGCUCUGACGGAGUUGAGAGCGCCAAGAAGGAGAUCGCUUUGUGGUUCGGCGAGCAGAACCCCACCAUCGAGGUGAGCAAUGAGAGCGCGCAGCUAUCAGUGCCGGUGCCUCAUAGACAUCUUACACCAACACUUCACUCGCACAGUACAACCGCGUCCUCGACUCUCAGAUCUACGAGUAG